AUGGCCUGCGAUGCCAACUCACCAGCUGUGCUGGAUGAGAUCGGCCUCAGCACCCUGCAGGCCAUGUGGGAUUUCUGCCGACACCUGGAUGCCAUCCUGCAGAUGUAUGAGGAAGCCUGGAACAAGCAGAAGGAGGUGGAGGAGUAUGGUGUGCUGGUCUUCAUGGCAGCUGUGCAUACCAACGGCUUUGCGAAGGCCCAGCAGGUUGCCAUGACGCUGUACAACAAGUUCAAGAAGUCACACUACCUCCUUUGGGUCACCGCUGCCAUUCUGCUGCAGGUUCGGGCGGGGGCGCCCUCCAAGGCGCUGGGCCUGGCCGCUGUGAUGCUGACCAAGGCACCUGUGAACUUGGAGGCCUUGCAGGGCAAGGCCUUCAACAGAGGCAGGGAAGCGCCGCCCGCGUCGACCAACGGCGUCAGCAGCAGGGGGCGCUAG
This is a messenger RNA of Effrenium voratum, 435 nucleotides long. The record is from the annotation of a GenBank genome assembly. NCBI's taxonomy places the organism in Eukaryota, Dinophyceae, Suessiales, Symbiodiniaceae.